Phascolarctos cinereus (koala) is the source of this 2083-nucleotide messenger RNA. Lineage: Eukaryota; Metazoa; Chordata; Mammalia; Diprotodontia; Phascolarctidae. The record is from RefSeq and is a predicted model, not a curated record.
CACUUCCCUCCUCAUCUGUAAAAUGGGCAUGAUCAUAACCGCAGGGUCUGCCUCAAGGGGCUUGGGUGGGGGCAGUGGAUGUAGGGGACUGGUCUGCGAAGAAGGAAGAUGUGGCUCCGGCAGCACAGCCCAUCUGAGCCUCAGUGUCCCCAUCUGUAAAGUCAGGAGAAUAAGAGCCUUCUCCUCAUCAUGCUGUUGUGAGGGCUGGGUGGAAUAGUGAACAGAGGAAAGCUGCCAUCGGUGUGAGAGCCCCGGGCCCCUCUUUUAAGACCAUGCAAGAGAGUUUGGAACUGCAGUGAUGGAGGAAGCUUCCACAACUGUAAUCCCCACCUUGGAACCAAAAAUAAAGUGUCUGCCUCCCUAGGGUUGGUCCCUCCAAAGGGAGGAUUCCCUCCCCACCUCUUGCUGGAUGGCGAGUCCUCUGAUUUCCCAGUACCUGCCUCCUGACAUCGACCCCACCAAAGCUUCCAUCGCCUAUGGACGACGGGCCCUGCCUAAGCUGAACGAGGAGCUGCAGUCCCCGGAUCUGCUGACCCGGCAGAGGGCCCUGAUGGCCCUGUGUGACCUGGUGCAUGAUCCUGAGCAUGCGUAUCAAGCCAUCGGCAUAGGGUUUCUGGACACUUUGAAAUGUCUACUGAAAGACCCGGACAGCACCGUGCGGCAAAAAACAAUCGAAGUUUUUAACACCAUGGCUAAUCACAGUGUGGGCAGAGAAGGCUUUUUAAAGCAUGGUGUCAUCCUUGCGCUCUCCCAGAUUCUGGACGACCCCGUGUUGCUGUGCCGCAGAUUCUUGCACCAGACCUUCAAGAACGUGGCCCAGGUGCCCACAGUGUUGUUGCUGUACUCAUCUUGGGAUCCCAGGCUCAGGUCGAAUGCUCCUCUCCCCUCCGGGAGGCCUUUCUUGAGCCGCCUCCUCCUCCAGGGACAGUGGUUAUCAGCACUGUGGUUAUUCUGCCAGAAGCUGAGUGAGAAGUCUCUGUGGAUGCAGAUCGGCAUCUUUCUCUGGAGAGGGAGUCCCAGGGACUCAUGCGGCCUGCAGGGAGCGAGCCUGCCGCCUGCAGUUGGAUUUUCCCAUUCUGCCUCAGCUUUUCCUCCCCGGCCUCCGCUGAGCUCCCUGAGGGCACAAGGGUUUGAUGGCGUUCUUUGUCUUCCAGCACCGAAGCAGAGGGUCCGCAGUCACAGCAGGGGCCCUUGGACUCUGGGGCUCUGGCUGCCCUUCUGCCCUCCUGACACCAGGAGACACCUCCAGGGCUUUGAAGGCAGCGCCUUUGGAACCAGCAGAAAAGGCUACCAGGCCAAACCCGGGGAAGGUCGCGAGCUUGCUGCCUGUGGCCUGCCUGGCCAAGAAGUGCCCCUCCCCAGGCUGGCUGCAGGGGCUGAAUUGUUUCUGGGCACAGGGGCGGACGCGAUCAUCCAGAAGGGCCUGAUCCCCUCUCUGGUGAACAAGGUGAAGGACGAAGAUGAGGAGAUUCAAGAGCUCAUCUUGGACACGCUUUACUUCUGCCUGCGAUGGGACGCGUCCCCGGCCCUGCAGAGCAAGGCGGUGCCAAUCCUUCGGGAAAAGCUCAGCGACCCCAACGAGAAUAUCCGCAGCAAAGCGGCCCACGCCUUGAUGGCCAUCUGCAUGCCACGGGAGGGGAAGAACCAAGUGUGGGAUUAUGGCGUCAUCCCCCUGCUGGUGUUGCUUCUGGAUGACUUCAGCAUAGAUGUGAAGGCCAAUGCUGCCGGGGCACUGAUGUUUGCAGCGGUGACUACUGCAGGCAAAUAUGCUGCCCUGGAUGCAGGGGCGAUCCCAGCCCUGCUGGAAUUGUUGGAGAUCAAUGUGGUCAAGAUGCGCUUGAAUGCCAUCAAAGCGCUCACCAUGUUGGCUGAGGCACCCGAGGGCCGGCGAGACCUGCUCCCAGAAGUGUACAGAUUCAAGGCGCUGAUCAGUGACCCAAUCCUGGCUGUGAGCCGGGCAGCCGAGAUUGCCACCAAGGUCAUCGAGUGGAAGCCCUGAAGUCACAGCCCCCCAGGAGGACAGACCUAUGAGCUGGGCCAGGCCCUGUCCUUGACACCCCUAAUAAUGAUCAUGAAUGUCUAA